UCGAACAACAGCACAAGGUCAGUUUCUGAGAAUAAUUCAAAGACCCCGCGGCCAGCACCCCAUUUUUCUCAAACCGCCUUGCCGCGGCCCUCCACCGGGUUUCCGAAACCAGGGCCUCCGCCCCACCAUAAAUCCUACUCAACCGCUGGAGAUCUCCAACGACGACGACUAGAUCCAGUUCUGGUCCGUAGAUUCCCGGUGGCGAUGACGGAGCAGGGGCGGCGGAUCGUGGUGGCGGUGGACGAGGGGGACGAGAGCAUGUACGCUCUCACCUGGUGCCUCCAGAACGUGGUGUCUCCACCGCCGCCGCCGGCGGAGGAAGACGAUUAUUGCAAGGAUACCCUCAUCCUCCUCCACGCCCGUCCCUCUCGUUCCCUCUUCACGGCAAUGGACGGAACCUGUAAGAAAACCAUGGAUCGGCUCGGCAACAAGGCGGCGGAAUCGGUAAUGGAGAAAGCCAAGCGGAUUUGCGCCGAUUUCCCGAACGUGACGGUGGAGGCGCGGGUGGAGAAGGGAGAUCCGAGGGACGUGAUCUGCGAGGCGGUGGAAAAGAUGGGAGCUGAUAUGUUGGUGAUGGGAAAUCAUGGUUACGGUCUGAUCAAGAGGACUUUCCUGGGAAGCGUGAGCAAUCAUUGUGCACAGUGUGCAAAGUGCCCCGUUUUGAUUGUGAAAAGGCCAAAGCACUAAGGACCGCCCCCUUUCUCUCUACUCCCAAGGUGGGACCAACCAGCGGAUAUGUACGUAAGUGUGUGGAUGAACUGCGCGACUAGUUGGAAAUUGUAACUUGAGACCCUCGUAAUGUACAAUAAUCAUCAGAGGCAAUAAUCAUGGUGGAUUAUGGUAUUAGAAUGGAUUAACAAGUUACAAGUUAUGCAUUUACUAUGUUUUAACUUUGAAGCAUUUAUAUUAUUUUAGUAUGGAUUCAUGUUGCUUUCGUUGGUUAAUCCAAAUCGAGCCAAGGUUUCGA
Elaeis guineensis (African oil palm) is the source of this 967-nucleotide messenger RNA. Lineage: Eukaryota; Viridiplantae; Streptophyta; Magnoliopsida; Arecales; Arecaceae. The record is from RefSeq and is a predicted model, not a curated record.